Molecule: messenger RNA, 2159 nt
Organism: Carassius gibelio (silver crucian carp)
Lineage: Eukaryota; Metazoa; Chordata; Actinopteri; Cypriniformes; Cyprinidae
Product: procollagen galactosyltransferase 1-like
Exons: 12
Coding region: 172-2001 (609 amino acids)
Molecular function (GO): procollagen galactosyltransferase activity
Source: RefSeq, a predicted model, not a curated record
UAUCCCCUUUAACUCGCUCGUCUUACAAACUGCAGUGUUGUCAAUGCAGGCUGAUUUUGGUCGGCGGAAUUAUUUAAACUAAAGUUACCCGUUUUUAACUUUCUACCUCCUCACGAAGUGGGUGUAACUGUGUGGUUUAGCUUUACGAGCUCGUAUUCCUGCUUGUAAAGAAUGCUCUGGUUCAUGUUGUUCGUGUCGGUGCUGUGGUCUUGUCUGAUGAAUACUGGACCCGCUCGAGGAUACUUCCAUGAAGAGCGCUGGAGCCCGGAGUCUCCUUUAUUAGCUCCCCGAGUAAUGAUCGCUCUGAUCUGCCGUAACGCCCAGCACUCGCUGCCACAUUUCCUCGGGACCAUUGAGCGUCUGAAUUACCCCAAAGACCGAGUCGCGCUGUGGGUAGCAACGGACCACAAUAUUGACAACACCACUUACGUACUGCGAGACUGGCUCAUCAGUGUACAGAAACUCUACCAUUAUGUUGAGUGGAGGCCAAAGGAGGAACCGAGAAAAUAUAACGAUGAGGAAGGACCGAAGGAAUGGACGAAUGAGCGUUACGCCUACAUCAUGAGACUGCGGCAGGCGGCGCUUGAGUCUGCACGAGAGAUGUGGGCAGACUAUCUCAUGAUGAUUGAUUGUGAUAAUCUCCUGAUCAACCGAGAUGUCAUAUGGAAACUAAUAAAAGAGAACAAGACAAUUGUGGCACCAAUGAUGGAGUCUCGUGCUGCCUACUCAAACUUCUGGUGUGGAAUGACAUUCCAGGGCUACUAUAAACGAACCCCAGCCUACAUCCCCAUGCGCAAGCAAGUGCGUAGGGGUUGCUUUGCCGUUCCCAUGGUGCAUUCGACUUUCCUGGUUGACCUGCGGAAAGAAGCUUCCAGACUGCUUGCUUUUCACCCACCACAUCCAGAUUACACCUGGGCCUUUGAUGACAUUAUAGUCUUUGCUUUUUCAGCCCGCAUGGCAGGGGUCCAAAUGUUCAUUUGUAACAGGGAGACUUACGGUCAUCUCCCAGUGCCUCUUCGUGCGCACAGCACCAUGCAGGAUGAGGCCGACAGCUUCAUUCAUACCAUCCUGGAGGUCAAUGUGAGAAAUCCUCCAGUUGAGCCUUCCAGAUACUUGCCCAAACCUGUCAGAAGACCUGACAAAAUGGGCUUUGAUGAGGUGUUUAUGAUCAACCUGAAGCGGCGGGCCGACCGUCGUGAGCGCAUGCUGAGGGCAUUGAGAGAGCAAGAAAUCGACUGCAAAAUUAUUGCUGCUGUUGAUGGCAAAGCUAUGAACGUCAGUGAGAUCCAUGCUAUGGGAAUCCACAUGCUUCCCGGCUACAGUGACCCAUACCACGGCAGACCUCUGACGAGAGGAGAGCUGGGCUGCUUCCUGUCCCACUAUAACAUCUGGAAAGAGAUUGUAGACCGAGGCCUGAAGACCUCACUGGUGCUUGAAGAUGAUUUGCGGUUUGAGAUUUUCUUCAAGCGCCGCCUGCAGAAUCUGAUAAGUGAGGUGGAGAGUGAGGGUCUGGACUGGGACCUCAUUUAUAUUGGGAGGAAGAGGAUGCAAGUGGACCGGCCUGAAAAAGCAGUCCCGAAUAUUCGCAACCUGGUGGAGGCGGACUAUUCCUAUUGGACCUUGGGUUACAUGAUGUCAUUACAAGGAGCCAAAAAGCUCCUCAAAGCAGAACCACUCACUAAAAUGUUGCCUGUGGACGAAUUCCUUCCUGUAAUGUUUAAUAAGCAUCCUGUAUCGGACUACAUGGAGCAGUUUGAGACGAGGGACCUGAAAGCAUUCUCAGCGGAGCCCUUGCUUGUGUUUCCUACACACUACACGGGUGAAGCAGGGUACAUCAGUGACACCGAAACCUCCACAGUGUGGGACAAUGAGAAAGUGCAUACAGACUGGGACAGGAAGCACUCGGGUAAAACCCAGGAACAGGCUGAGAUCAGCACAGAGGCCCAAAACACAGAUGUGCUCCAGUCUCCUCUGGACAGGACAGCCCGGGACGAACUAUGAGAGACUAGAACUGCUUCUGGGGGGCGAAGUCUGGUUCCACUAUAAGCACAAUAUACGUAACUCACCAGAAGAUGCCUUUUUAAAGAUUUUUUUAAAUCUGUAAAAAAAAAAAAAAAAGAAAUGUUUUCAGAUUAAACGUUUGUCCAUUUAUUGUUGAU